Messenger RNA from Gallus gallus (chicken), 1949 nucleotides. RefSeq names its product olfactory receptor 14J1-like. The transcript has a single exon. Gene Ontology annotation, molecular function: G protein-coupled receptor activity; olfactory receptor activity. Gene Ontology annotation, cellular component: membrane. The record is from RefSeq and is a predicted model, not a curated record. Gene Ontology annotation, biological process: G protein-coupled receptor signaling pathway. NCBI's taxonomy places the organism in Eukaryota, Metazoa, Chordata, Aves, Galliformes, Phasianidae. The coding region runs from base 1 to 960 and encodes 319 amino acids.
AUGCCCAACAGCAGCUCCAUCAGCGAGUUCCUCCUCCUGGCGUUGGCAGACACGCGGCAGCUGCAGCUCCUGCACUUCUGGCUCUUGCUGGGCAUCUACCUGGCUGCCCUCCUGGGCAACGGCCUCAUCAGCACAGCCGUAGCCUGCGACCACCGCCUGCACACCCCCAUGUACUUCUUCCUCCUCAACCUCGCCCUCCUCGACCUGGGCUGCAUCUCCACCACUCUCCCCAAAGCCAUGGCCAACGCCCUCUGGCACACCAGGGCCAUCUCCUACGCAGGAUGUGCUGCACAGGUCUUUUUCUUUCUCUUCUUCAUCACUGCGGAAUACUCCCUUCUCACCAUCAUGUCCUAUGACCGCUACGUUGCCAUCUGCAAGCCCCUGCACUACAGGACCCUGCUGGGCAGCAGAGCUUGUGCCACCAUGGCAGCAGCUGCCUGGAGUACUGGAGUCCUUAAUUCCCUGCUGCACACUGCCAAUACGUUUUCCCUGCCUCUGUGCCAAAGCAAUGCCAUCAAUCAGUUCUUCUGUGAAAUCCCCCAGAUCCUCAAGCUCUCCUGCUCAGAAUCUUAUCUCAGGGAAGUUGGGCUACUCCUUUUUAGUGUCUGUUUAGCCUGUGGGUGUUUUGUUUUCAUUGUUGUGUCCUAUGUGCAGAUCUUCAGGGCCGUGCUGAGGAUGCCCUCUGAGCAGGGACGGCACAAAGCCUUCUCCACGUGCCUCCCUCACCUGGCCGUGCUCUCCCUGUUUCUCAGCACUGGCUUUUUUGCCAAUCUAAGGCCCCCCUCUCUUUCCUCCCCAUCCUUGGAUCUGAUGAUGGCUUUUCUGUACUCAGUGGUUCCUCCAACACUGAAUCCGCUCAUCUACAGCAUGAGGAACCAGGAGCUCAGGGAUGCAGUGAGGAAAAUGAUGCCCUGGUCACAUUUCAGCAGGGAUAAACUUCUCAUCUGUCUCUGCAAAUGACUCACAGUCUGUCCCAUAACAGCCCUGUAUUGCGUUUUUUACUCUUAAUAAUUUUUCUUUAUUUAUGUUAAUAGAUACGUUUUAGUUUUCUAUUCAUAUACAUGUGCAUGUCUGUAAUUAUCAUUAGUGAUCACGGUCUUAGACAUGUUUGGCUUCCUACCACUUCUACUGAGACAUUACCCUGCUCUCUUUCUCCUGAAGCCUGUAUGAUCCUGGGUCAGUGCUGACUCCCACAGCCUCUGUGUUCCAUCUUUGUAUCUGCAGGCAAAUGAGAUGCCAGCAGGCACCGUGGAGAUUAUAUAGGCUGGAUUAGUGAGAGGCAUCAGUUUAUUAGCCGAAGGACUAAUACAUUACUUUAGUUUGUGCUUGUCCUAAAACCUUCUAGUCUAACUGCCUGUGGGGUGGUGGGGCUGGGCUGUCCUGCAGAGAGGAAAGCACACAAAGACACCGUUCAGCAAGGCUGGGACCCCAAAAGCACCCUGGAACUCAGCACCCAGCUGCACUGUGCUCACCUUGCCCGGCUCCCAGGUGUCCCCUAUGCUGCUCUGUCACUGCCCCUCCUCAACAGGAUGGGGGAGAAAACACAGUUAACGAAUUCCUGGGCUGAGGCAAAAGGCACUUUAUUCUUUCUUUGUGUAGUACCCACUGACAGUAAAUUGUGUGUGUUAAUGGCUGCGCAUCAAAUGCAGGUUUUUCUGCACACUUGGGAACAGCUACUGAAUUCAGCGUCUCUUUCACCUUAGUAUAUUAAUUGAAACUACACCUAACCCACAACACAUUUGACUAAUAUUUUGUAUAUUUUAAUAGAUUUCCAACACAGAAAUCUGCUCAGAGUCAGUUAAGAUUUCACAUCCCUCUUAUUCCAUAUUUAUUUUAUUUCUGAUUACUGUAAUUGAAGUGAUUCACUAUCCUUGCAUUUCAUCUUUGUUGUCUCACCUCCUAACCUCCUUUCCUAAUACUUAACAAUAACAUCCUAAAUUACCCCUGUG